AUGCCGCAAUGGCGGGUUCCAUAGAGAUUCCACUUCGUGAUACAGACGAGGUAAUUGAGCUAUACCUUGAUCAGUUACCAGAAGGUGAUGAAGUUCUUGGAAUCUUACGCCAAGAACAUGCACAACUUAAUAUUUGGGUCAAUUUGGCCCUUGAAUAUUAUAAGCAACACAAAAUUGAAGAUUUUAUUAAAAUACUUGAAUCUUCUCGGAUUGAUGCUAAUAUUGAUUACCGUGACUAUGAAAAAGAUCAAAUGCGUGCAUUGGAUAUGCUGGCUGCAUAUUACGUGCAGGAAGCUAACAGGGAGAAAAAUAAAGAUAAGAAAAGAGAUCUAUUUACAAAAGCUACACUAUUGUAUACAACUGCAGAUAAGAUUAUUAUGUAUGACCAGAAUCAUUUACUUGGCAGAGCUUAUUUUUGCCUUUUGGAGGGAGAUAAAAUGGAUCAAGCUGAUGCCCAAUUUAAUUUUGUAUUGAACCAAUCUCCAAAUAAUAUUCCUUCUUUACUUGGUAAAGCAUGUAUUGCAUUUAACAAAAAAGAUUAUAGAGGUGCACUUGCCUUUUACAAGAAAGCACUGAGAACAAAUCCAAACUGUCCAGCUGCAGUAAGACUUGGAAUGGGACAUUGUUUUAUGAAAUUGAAUAAUCAGGAGAAAGCGCGUUUAGCGUUUGAAAGAGCUUUGCAGUUAGAUGGCCAAUGCGUUGGAGCAUUAGUUGGUCUUUCAGUUUUGAAACUAAAUCAACAACAGCCAGAUAGUAUCAGAACUGGUGUACAAAUGUUAUCUAAAGCUUACACGAUUGAUUCGACAAAUCCUAUGGUGUUAAAUCAUUUGGCAAAUCAUUUUUUCUUUAAAAAAGACUACAAUAAAGUACAACACUUAGCACUUCAUGCAUUUCACAAUACUGAGAAUGAGGCUAUGCGAGCAGAGAGUUGUUAUCAAUUAGCUAGGGCAUUUCAUGUUCAAGGUGAUUAUGAUCAAGCAUUUCAAUAUUAUUAUCAGGCAACACAAUUCGCACCACCAGUUUUUGUAUUGCCUCAUUUUGGCUUAGGUCAAAUGUAUGUUUAUCGUGGAGAUGCAGAAAAUGCAGCACAAUGUUUUGAGAAAGUAUUAAAAGCUCAACCAGGAAAUUAUGAGACAAUGAAAAUUCUCGGAUCAUUGUACGCGAACUCGAGUUCUCAGUCGAAACGUGAUAUCGCGAAAAACCAUCUUCGGAAAGUAACUGAACAAUUUCCCGAUGAUGUUGAAGCAUGGAUCGAGUUGGCUCAAAUAUUGGAACAAAGUGACCUUAACGCAGCCUUAAACGCAUAUGGUACUGCAACCAGGAUUCUAAAAGAAAAAGUUCAGGCGGAUAUACCGCCUGAAAUUUUAAACAAUGUUGGAGCUUUACAUUAUAGACUUGGAAAUUUAGAAGAAGCUAGAAAAAAUUUGGAAGAAUCUUUGGCUCGUUCUAAAGCAGAUGCCUUACAUGAUUCUGUAUACUAUAAUUCAAUUGCAGUUACGACGACAUAUAAUUUAGCUCGUUUGAAUGAAGCUUUAUGUAUAUUUGAUAAAGCAGAAAAAUUGUACAAAGACAUUUUAAAGGAACAUCCAAAUUAUGUAGAUUGUUAUUUACGACUUGGUUGCAUGGCCAGAGAUAAAGGACAAAUUUACGAAGCGUCUGAUUGGUUUAAAGAUGCUUUGAGAAUAAAUAAUGAGCAUCCAGAUGCAUGGUCUCUUUUGGGUAAUUUACAUUUGGCCAAAAUGGAAUGGGGUCCUGGUCAAAAGAAAUUCGAAAGAAUUCUAAAGAAUCCAACAACAAGUACUGACGCGUACUCUUUGAUUGCUUUGGGCAACAUUUGGUUGCAAACUUUGCAUCAAAGUGGAAAAGAUAAAGAUCGGGAAAAGCGGCAUCAAGAUAGAGCGUUAGCGAUGUAUAAACAGGUUUUACGAAAUGAUCCCAAAAAUAUUUGGGCCGCAAACGGAAUUGGAGCUGUGUUAGCACAUAAAGGUUGUGUAAAUGAAGCAAGAGAUAUUUUUGCUCAAGUCCGAGAAGCAACGGCAGAAUUUUGUGAUGUUUGGUUAAAUAUUGCACAUAUUUAUGUAGAACAGAAACAAUUUGUUAGUGCUAUUCAAAUGUACGAAAAUUGUCUGCGGAAAUUCUAUAAAUAUCAUCAUGUUGAAGUCUUACAAUAUCUAGGAAGAGCUUACUUUAAGGCUGGUAAAUUAAAAGAAGCAAAAUUAACAUUACUGAAGGCAAGAAGAGUAGCUCCACAGGACACUGUUUUAUUGUAUAAUAUUGCGCUUGUCCUGCAACGUUUAGCAACUCAAAUUUUAAAGGAUGAAAAGUCGACCUUGACAACAGUACUACAAGCAGUUCAUGAAUUGGGACUUUCACAUAAGUAUUUUCAAUAUUUGUCAACACAUGGAGACAGAAUGGAACAACUUGCAGAGGCAGAAGCAAGAAGAUGUCAAGAUUUGUUAUCGCAAGCACAAUACCAUGUUGCUCGUGCUAGACGAUUGGAUGAAGAAGAAAAAAUGCUCAGGAGAAAACAAGAGGAGGAAAGACAAGCAUUUAAAAUGCGGCAAACUGAAGAGCAACGCAAACUGGAAGAAAUGCGACGUCAAAAAGAAGAAGAAAUGUUACAAAAACGACAAGAAUACGUUGAGAAAACAAAGAAUGCUUUGGUAUUUGGCGAAAUGCCUUCAGAAAAACCUGGCAUGGGAAAGAGAGUACGCACUGAUCAAUAUAUUAGUGACAGUGGUGGUUCCGGAAGGGAGGAAGGUAGAGAAGAAGCUCCAAGAGAAAAGAAACGUAAAAGAAAAGCAAGUGGUGAACGUAAAGAGAAGAAAGGCAAGGGUAAAGGAAGACGCAAAAAGGAAACAGCGAGUGGAGAAAGUGGUUCAGAAAGCGAUCGACCUAAACCAAAACGUGGAAGAAAAGGUGGAGUUACCAAGAAAGAUAAAGGAUUCCGGAAAAGUACAUCUGAGACUUCAAAGGGCAAAAUGCCCUUAUCGAAAGAGACUAUAUCAACAAGUGAAUCUGAUAGUGAUUCGGGAGGUCUUAAGAUUGCUAGCGGGGGUGAAAGCGGUAAUGAAGGGCGUGCCCGUGGAAGCAGACGAAUUGUGUCUGAUUCCGAAGGUUCUCGUGCAUCGCGUUCUAAAUCUCGUUCCAGAUCAAAGUCCAGAAGUCGAUCUAGAAGUAGUUCACGAUCACGAUCACGAUCACGAUCGCGUUCACAUUCACGUUCGCGUUCGCGUUCACGUUCGCAUUCACGUUCGCGUUCACAUUCGCGUUCACGUUCGAGGUCACAGUCUCGAUCUCAAUCUCGAUCCGUAUCUCGUUCACGAUCCCGGUCUCGUUCAGGUUCGAAAUCAAGAAGUCCAUCGCGAUCAAAAAGCCCGUCGAGAUCAAGAUCCGGAUCAGCGAAGAGCGGAUCGCGUUCGAGAUCAGGUUCUAGAUCUAGAUCUAGAUCAGGAUCACGAAAGAGUCAAUCGCGAUCAAGAUCGCGUAGUGGUUCAAGGAAAAGUGGAUCACAACCAAGAUCAAGGUCAGGUUCUGCAGCUAGUGCAGGCUCAAGAUCAAGGUCAGGAUCGAGAAGUGGAUCGCAAUCAGACGGACGAAGUCGUAGUCCAAGUGGAUCGGCAAGAUCUGCAACUCCAGAGUCCAGGAAAUCGGUUUCAGGCAGUGACGUUGAUUCCCGCCAUUCAAGCCCAGAUCGAGGUGGUGGCAGCGAAAGUGAUUUGACUUUCAAAAAAAGACCAGUAGCGGUAUACGCUGAAAAUUCACAUUAACUGUCGAUUACUUACUUCUUGUAAGAAUCAAAUUUACAUAUGAACUAUAUAACUUUUGCGACAUAUCUGUUAACGCACGAUUUAAAGAACAAUUCGAAACGAGAAAGAACCGUUAUACCAAGAAACUACGCGAACUGCCGGCCAUUCGAAACUGCGUAUAAAUUGCGAGAUAAUCGAAGCGCAGUUUCGAGAUGACUGCACAACUUCAGAUCGAUUGAUUUCGGAUAUAGUUGCGCAUCAGUUGAAUUCUUCUUUUGUAUUCACUAUU
Eufriesea mexicana is the source of this 4038-nucleotide messenger RNA. It is a transcript of the gene Ctr9, whose product is annotated as RNA polymerase-associated protein Ctr9. Gene Ontology annotation, cellular component: Cdc73/Paf1 complex. The record is from RefSeq and is a predicted model, not a curated record. Lineage: Eukaryota; Metazoa; Arthropoda; Insecta; Hymenoptera; Apidae. Gene Ontology annotation, molecular function: RNA polymerase II complex binding. Gene Ontology annotation, biological process: regulation of DNA-templated transcription; transcription elongation by RNA polymerase II.